AUGCGACACUCCUUUCCCUUGAUCACGCCAGUGCUGGCCUUGAUCUUGAUCCUCCCGACGGCGAGAAGUCUAUUCAUCCGGCCCUUUGAUCAGCGUCCUUACGAGCAGCAACACUGGUUUGAAACUCGCCAAGAUACCCUCCCAGAUCCAGAUCCUUCAAAGUCAGCCACCUCACUGAUUAUCGAUACCUUUCAGAACCCCCUACACAAUGAUCUGGGGUUCUGGCAUGGUACUGGCGAGAACUUGACCCUCCACCAUGAACCGGGCUUCAUGCGCCUGUUCCCUAAUGACCCGGAUCAGAACUUCCAUACGCAGUUCAACACACACGAAUGCUUCAGCUUGAUUCCUUGGGAGGACCAGUAUCUACAUGUUGUGUUUGAGGGCAACGAGGAGUUUACUGUGUCGCUGAAUGAACACAAUGCGGAGUGCAAUCCGGCUCGCUCGCCUUUCCCUGGUGUACCGGACAGCGUACAGGCAUCGAGAUACAUCAUGAGGACUCGAUCGGGGAGUCUAGAUAAUGGAGACGACGACUGGGAUGAUAGUUCCAAGUUGGGGAGACCGAAGAUGCCUGUCAAGGACGGGUUCAAGAAUGACACUCGUGAUGGUGGUCAUCAACAUCCUGCAUGGGCAACGAGAACCGAAUUGUUCAUUCCUUUGUCACAUUUCCGAAUUAACAAGAAUCGCGUUGUUUCGGUUUCUUUCACUGGCUUCUAUACGGAUGAGCCCAUCACCCUCUACCGAGUUGAGUUCGUGCCGCAUGUCCCUCAUCCAUCCGCGUCGAAUAAUUACUUCACUAUUCCUGAAAAGCUUCCGACGGGCAAGUUGAUUCUCCGCUGCAGUCGGCCCAACUCGUUUGCUUUUGGCAUCGACGAUGGCCAACCGCAAUAUGCACAGCAGGUCAUGCGAAUUCUGGAUGAGGAGAAUGUCCGGGUGACGUUCUUUGCGGUUGCUACUGGACUUAGGGAUCGGUCGACCAAUUUUACCAAUUUCUACCGGGAGAUGAUGAGGAAGGGUCACCAGGUUGCUCUGCAUUCGAAUACGCAUCCCAAGAUGGAAUCCUUGCCCACCUUACAUGAAAUCGACGAUGAGAUCGUCCAGUCCAUACGAACCUUGCGGGAUCAACUGAACAUUGGCUGUACAUUUAACCCUCCCAUUACCGCGUGGGCAUUGACACUGACAGUAUCCUCAACAGCACGAUACUUCCGCCCUCCCUUCGGCACCGUCGGUGUUCGCCUUCGUCAACGGCUGGCCCAGUACAUCGACGACCCGUACAUUGUGAAUUGGAGCGUUGAUGUGGAAGACUGGCUUUGGGAGAAUACCACCACGCCGGAACGACAACUCGGUGCUUUCUACCGUGAUGUUGCCCGAGGUGGAAAUCUGGCUGUGAUGCACUACCUCAAUCCCAUCACGGCUGGAUACCUCCGGCAUUUCAUUCGGCAUGUUAAGGGUCUUGGGCUUAAUGUCAUGCGAGUUGAUCAGUGUCUGGAGGAUCCGAAUAGCCCGGCGUUGUGA
This is a messenger RNA of Penicillium cataractarum, 1512 nucleotides long. Its product is annotated as polysaccharide deacetylase family protein. The record is from RefSeq and is a predicted model, not a curated record. Gene Ontology annotation, molecular function: hydrolase activity, acting on carbon-nitrogen (but not peptide) bonds. Lineage: Eukaryota; Fungi; Ascomycota; Eurotiomycetes; Eurotiales; Aspergillaceae. Bases 1 to 1512 code for a protein of 503 amino acids. The transcript has 2 exons. Gene Ontology annotation, biological process: carbohydrate metabolic process.